AUGGAGGCCGAUCUUCCAGUACCCCUCCAGCAGGUCGCACCAACGGGCGGAGCUACAGUUCUAUGUUGCAACUGUGGUGUCCCUAUGGAUGGGACUUCCGGCAUGGCAAUGUGCUAUGAUUGCAUCAAAACCACUGUCGAUAUCUCCGAAGGCGUCCAGCGAGAGGCAACUCUUCAUUUCUGUCGAGGUUGUGACCGCUUCCUUCAACCGCCACAGCACUGGAUUACUGCUGCUCCCGAGUCUAGAGAAUUGUUGGCACUAUGUUUGAGAAAAUUGAGGGGUUUGAAUAAAGUUAGGAUUAUCGAUGCCAGUUUUAUUUGGACAGAGCCGCAUAGUAGACGUGUGAAGGUUAAGAUUACCGUACAGCAAGAGGCCUUUGAGAAGACAAUUUUACAACAGUCCUUCGAGGUUGAAUAUGUAGUAGCUUAUCAACAAUGCCCGGAUUGCGCCAAAUCGUAUACCGCCAACACCUGGAGAGCAUGCAUCCAAAUGCGACAGAAGGUCUCGCACAAGAGGACAUUCCUCUGGCUAGAACAGUUAAUCCUUAAGCACAACGCCCAUCGUGAUUGUAUAAACAUCAGAGAAGUCAAAGAUGGUCUUGAUUUCUUCUUCCUCCAGCGUACCCAUGCCCAGAAGAUGCUCGACUUCUUAAGCUCGGUAUCUCCUAUUAAAACCAAGAAAUCCGAAGAACUCAUCUCCCAGGACAUCCAUACCUCCACCAAGAGCUUCAAAUUCACAUACUCUGUCGAGUUAAUCCCCAUUUGCAAGGACGAUCUCGUUGUUCUUCCUAUUAAAAUGGCGAAGAGCUUGGGAAAUAUUAACCCGAUCGUUUUGUGCAAUAAAGUUGGGAAUGCGACACAUUAUAUCGACCCUAACACUCUCCAAACUUGUGAAAUUGCGACACCAGUUUACUGGCGUGCGCCAUUUGGAAGUAUUGCAGAUGCAUCGGUAUUGACGGAAUUCAUUGUUCUUGAUAUCGAACCACUUGGACCUACAAAAGGCCGUCACGUCCUGGCGGAUGCCACAAUCGCGAAAGCCAGUGACAUGGGUGUAUCCGACACUACCUAUCUGAUACGCACACAUCUCGGAGCAGUGCUUCACCCUGGCGACUCGGCAAUGGGUUACUUCCUCUCUGGCACCGUCUUUAACAACAUACACUUCGAGGAAGUUGAACGUCAUGAACCGAGUAGAAUACCGGAGGUUAUUCUUGUUAAGAAACACUACCCACGUCGCAAGAAGCAUAAGUCCAGAAACUGGAGGCUUAAGCGUAUGGCCAGGGAUGAAGGAGAAUUGUUGCCGAAGAAGGCUGAUCAAGAGAAGAUGGAGAGAGAGUUUGAAAUGUUUAUGCGAGAUGUAGAAGAGGAUGAAGAUUUGAGGCAGACAUUGGCGCUCUAUAAAUCGAAUAAACCGAGAGGAGCAGGCAAGAUGGAAGGCAUUGAGACAGCAGAGAGCGGUGCGAUGGAAGUGGAUGGCGAGACGAUCGACGGCGAGAACGAUAGCGUACCCGAUAUUGAUGUGGACGAAUUGCUGGAUGAUAUGGACAAUUUGACGGUGAAUGACGAGAAGUUGUAG
Molecule: messenger RNA, 1572 nt
Organism: Orbilia oligospora ATCC 24927
Lineage: Eukaryota; Fungi; Ascomycota; Orbiliomycetes; Orbiliales; Orbiliaceae
Exons: 4
Coding region: 1-1572 (523 amino acids)
Biological process (GO): ribosomal large subunit export from nucleus
Cellular component (GO): nucleus; cytoplasm
Molecular function (GO): ribosomal large subunit binding
Source: RefSeq, a predicted model, not a curated record